AACCUCCCCUGGCUUCCGUUGGGUCCCCUCCAGCGUCUCCUGCCGUGACCCAAGGAGGCGUGGCUUCAGGGAGGCUUGACCCCGAGGGAGGCGUCACGUGACCAGGUUCCUCCAGCCAGGCAGGACUUGGUUGUCGGUGUGUUUGUGUGCGUUUGUGUGUCCGUGUGUGUGUUAGGACUCGGCCUGACUUGGAGGACGUAGAAAAGAGAGAAUUAAAAUAUAGAUUAAAAACAACUAAACGAAGAUUUGAUUUUUGGAUUUAGUGUGUAUUAGAAAUAGAUUUUUUUCCUUCAAAAUCUAGAUAAAGGAUAUUAAAAGUGAAAAAAAACGUGACCCAAGAAAACAAAAACAAAAACAAAAAAAUCAGAAGAGAGGAAGAUUUUUUUUUUCGAGAAAUCUUACCGAAUCUCAAGUGAACGCGACCCAGAGAAAAAAAAAAAGAUAAAUUGAUGGCGACCGAACAGCAGUGAAAAAAGCCUUCCUCGGAACGACUCUGAAGGGAGAGGAAUUCCCACGACAUCUGCUAAAAGAAAUUCGGAAAAGGGAACGCCAAGAUGCCCGGUUUGGACGCCCUUAUUGCCCUCAAAGAUCGGGCUAAGGAGGUCAAGCAGGUGCUGGUCAGGGUUGACGAUACGAUGGACGAGGGGUACGAGAGAGAGAAACCUCCCCUGCGAAAGAUUGACCAGUACCUGCCACCUGACUGCCCCUGCUGCAACAUCACAAAGAGGUUUACUAUGGCCAUCUUAGCCAGCAUAGGUUUCCUCAUAUCAUUUGGCAUCAGAUGCAACAUGGGCGUCGCGGUCGUCGAGAUGACGUCGAACCAGACGCUCACCGGGAAGAGAGAAAUUGACUGGAGCGACGACAUUGUGGGCGUGGUCGACUCCUCCUUCUUCUGGGGUUACAUCAUCACACAGGUGCCGGGCGGCCUGAUCGCCUCGCGUUUCCCUGCACACCGAGUGUUCGGGACGGCCAUCGCGACUUCGUCUCUCCUGAACAUGCUUAUCCCGGGCGCCUCCAGACUCCACCCCGUCGCCGUCAUCUCCGUCAGGGUGCUCCAGGGGCUCGUCGAGGGCGUCACGUACCCCGCCUGCCACGGCAUCUGGAGGAACUGGGCCCCGCCCCUGGAGCGCUCUCGCCUCGCCACCCUGGCCCCUGCGGAGAGCUACGCGCGGGGCAGUGCUGGGAUGCCCCUCCUGCCUGGCUCACGCAGGCAUCGGUGGCCGGCGCCCUUCUACGUCUAUGCUGGCUUUUGGCUUUCUAGUAAUUUUGUGUUUACCUAUUAUGGUAAUGGCUCUUGGCUUCUUGUAAUUUUUGUUUUUAUUCCUAUUAUGCGUUCGAGAAAGCCAGCGACCCACCCGACGAUAUCCAGGAGGGAGCAAGUCUACAUCGAAGAAAGCCUCGGGAAACGAACAAUUCCCAGUUCCAUGAACAAUUCCAUUCCAAUUCCAUUCCACAACAAGAACAAUUCCAAAACAAAAACAUUCAGUCCCAUUCCAGUUCCAGUUCCAAGAACAAUUCCAAUUCCAAGACCAGUUCCAAUUCCAAGAACGAGGAACAAACACGACCCUAAGACUAUUAUGCUUUCUCGGAAGACCCUCGAGCGCCAGCGAGGAUUCGAGCUGCGCUUCAACGUGAACCACCUGGACAUCGCCCCCCGCUACGCCUCCAUCCUCAUGGGCAUCUCCAACGGCUUCGGCACCCUCAGCGGCAUGAUCUGCCCCAUCAUCGUCGAGGAGUUCACCAAGCACUCGGCGGCGGAGCCCAGGGACUACGCCCCCCCGAACCCGCACAACCCCUUCGCGUCGGCCGCCCCGCCGCCCACCAACCCCUUCAGCGCCGGCUUCACGCAGGAGGCGGUGCAGCCGACGUCCCAGCAGUACACUCAGGGCCAGUACUAG
Penaeus vannamei (Pacific white shrimp) is the source of this 1898-nucleotide messenger RNA. NCBI's taxonomy places the organism in Eukaryota, Metazoa, Arthropoda, Malacostraca, Decapoda, Penaeidae. The record is from RefSeq and is a predicted model, not a curated record.